AUUAUAUAGUACAGACUACAAAGGUUUGCGGCUGCUUAGCCUGUGUUCCACACUUCCCUUGGCGUUCUGGAAGAACUGGCAAUACUAUUUAGUAUUUACUCUCUCCUUUGUCCUAAACCUACAAAACCCAAAACUUUUCUCUAAUGAUCAUUAUGACGAUCUUACCCUGAAAUUACACCUCUGCCACUGGGCAUUUCAAUCUCUUGAAUCCAAUUGUUGUUUUCUCUUGUCAAAUUCUCUACUUGAAUCUGUUAGUCACUGUAAUUGGUGUCAUCGGGGAGUGUUUAUGGUGAUGGCGGAGAGUGAGGGUGGGGAUGAUCAGAAGGAGGUGAAUAGUGGUCCCAAGUCCCCCUGGAAGACUCCGGUGGUGGCCGAUGCUCCUGUGAUGGGCGCAGAGUCUUGGCCUGCUCUUGCCGACGCCCAUCACCAACAACGCUCCAAGAGUAUUGAUUCUGCUACAAAGCCGACUUCUGUUCCGUCUCCAACGCAGGGAUCAGUUGGGCAACACAAGUCAAAUGGUUCUGGAAACCCUAAUUCUUCACAUAAGUAUUCAUCAUCAAGACAUCAAAAAUUAGGCUCUAAGCGCAACCCAAAUGUUGCACCUCCUUUCCCUGUACCCUUUCCUUACCAGCAACCGACUUUUCCACCUGUUUUUCAUGCUAUGGUGCCUCCACCACACAUUGCUGUUUCUGGAUAUGCUUACCAGCCUGGCCUUGCUCCUUUUCCUAGCAUUGAAACUCAUUUGGUAAAGUCUGGAUCUGAUUCUUCUACUGUCCAACCUUUUGUUCCGUCUGUUAAUGUUCAGACUCCACCAAGAGGGGAUCCCAAUGCUUUUGCUGUCAAUUUUUCAAAUAGAAGACCCAGUGUGCCAGAACCUGGUAGCCAUUUGAAUCAUGCAUGGCAUCAACGAGCAUUUAGCCCCAGAGAUAACAUGGCUUUGCAACAGGGUAUGGGACCAAGGCCUCUAGUCAGGCCUCCCUUAUUUGCUCCUGCUCCAGGCUUCAUGGUUGCUCCAACCUUCCCUGGACCACCUAUAUGCUAUGUUCCUGUUGCACCUACAGGCUCUUUCAGGGGAGGCCACCCUCCACGUUUUAUGCCAUAUCCUACUAGUCCAGGGGCUCCUCUCCUCCCCCAAGAAACACCGUCUUUGAGAGAGAGCAUAAUAAGACAAAUAGAUUAUUAUUUCAGUGAUGAAAAUCUGAAGACUGAUCAUUACCUAAUAUCCUUGAUGGAUGGCCAAGGAUGGGUUCCUAUUUCCACCAUUGCUGACUUUAACAGGGUUAAGAAAAUGACUACAGAUAUACUGUUUAUCCUUGAUGCACUACAAAGUUCAAGUACAGUGGAAGUUCAGGGUGACAAGAUUCGGAGACGUGAUGAGUGGUUAAAGUGGAUUCCAGCUUCUGCAGAAUAUACAUCAUCAUCAAAAACUCAGACUUCUGAGUCCCAACUUGUAAAUCCUGCUAAUGAAGACAAUGCAAGGGGUAUCUCAAAACAAAAUGUGGACUUUUCAUUACAUAAUAAUGCAGGUCUUGCGGAGCACACAUUGUCAAAUGGAGAGGCUCCGGAAAUAAUACAUAUAGGUACAAAGGAAGAUGAAAGUGCAUCUGUUCAUGCUGUAAAACAGGCAAUGGGUGGUGCCAAUGCAGAUCCAAAUGAAAAGUCAGUUGCUGACUUGAACAUUAAGCUUUCUUAUCUUGACAGCAGCUGCAAUGCUGCAUAUGUAGCCCAUUCUGAUGGAACUGAGCCUGCAGUUUCAAAGUAUCAUGCAGCUGAUGGCAUGGGAAUUUCAUUACAUUUGGCUUCGCAAAAUCUUGGUGAUCUGUCUAGUGAUUUUGCAAACACAUUUAUGCUUGAUGAAGAGCUGGAGCUUGAGCAGAAAACACAGAAGAGCGAUUGUGUGUGUCCAGUUAGAAGGAUUGAUGAUGAAGAAGAUGAGAUAUUGGUCAAUGAUCAGGAUGUUCAAAGACUUGUGAUUGUCACCCAGAAUAGCAGACCAAGUGAAGGAUUCAAAACUGGUGGUAAAGAUGCAAAAUCCAUUUCCAAGGAGCUUGCUUCUGCAAUUAAUGAUGGUCUUUAUUUCUAUGAACAGGAGCUUAAAACUAAGCGAUCUAAUCGCAGAAAGAAUAAUUCUAGUUUUGAGAACAGAGAUGGGAACUCAAGAUUUACAAAUAGUGCUCCAGGAGUAUCACAUUCAAAGACUGGUGAAAUUCCCACUGGAUGUGGUGGCCAAGAAGAGUCUGGAAGCACUACUAAUUUAAGGAAACACAGUAAAAGUUUUUCUAAGCAGCAAUCAUCUCAUAAGCAGCGCUUCUUCUCCUGCAACUUUAGAAAUCAUGGAACCGGCCGUAAUUCUUUUGGGAUCAUAUCAGAAAGUCCACCGAGUAAUUCAGUUGGAUUUUUCUUUAGUUCUACACCUCCUGAAAAUCAUGGUCCUAGGUCAUCAAAGUUGAGUGCUUCGCCACAUAGCACUCUGUCAGGCAGUAGUCCACCAGUGGGUUCCAUGCCAAAGUCAUUUCUCCCAUUCCAGCAUCCAAGUCAUCAGUUGUUAGAAGAAAAUGGCUUUAAACAGCAGAAGUACCUGAAGUUUCAUAAGCGGUGCCUAAGCGACAGAAAGAAAAUGGGAGUUGGUUGCAGUGAGGAAAUGAAUACGCUGUAUAGGUUUUGGUCAUAUUUCCUUAGAGAUAUGUUUGUUCCUGCCAUGUAUAAUGAGUUCCGGAAAUUAGCUCUGGAAGAUGCAUCUGCUAAUUACAAUUAUGGGAUAGAGUGCCUUUUCAGGUUCUAUAGUUAUGGUUUGGAGAGCGAAUUCAGAGAGGACUUAUACAAGGAUUUUGAAGAGCUCACUCUUGAGUUCUAUCAUAAAGGCAAUAUUUAUGGCCUUGAGAAAUAUUGGGCAUUCCACCAUUAUCGUGGGCUACGUGAGCACAAAGAACCACUAAAGAAACAUCCAGAAUUGGAUAGAUUGCUCAGGCAAGAGUAUUGCAGCUUGGAGGACUUCCGCACCAAAGAGAAGAAUGUAAAAGAGGAGAGUCAUUAGCUGGUAAUAAUGCAAAUCCCUGAUGGUGACAUCCUCCCAAUUUUGAAAAUCAAUUCUGAUAAGCAGGGAGAGACUUGGCUUAUAUUUUGUUGGAUGAGAAAAUUUGGUUUUUGUAUAUUGUAUUUUGGGGGAGUUGUCAUUUGCAUUAUAUUGUAUAUUGUUUUUUUUUUUAAAAAAAAGAAAUCUAAUUUUAGCCUGAUUAUUGUUUAUUGAUAUUAUCUUUCCCGUGUUCUGUUA
This is a messenger RNA of Hevea brasiliensis (rubber tree), 3271 nucleotides long. RefSeq lists its product as uncharacterized. The coding region runs from base 287 to 3034 and encodes 915 amino acids. The transcript is spliced from 14 exons. Gene Ontology annotation, molecular function: RNA cap binding. Lineage: Eukaryota; Viridiplantae; Streptophyta; Magnoliopsida; Malpighiales; Euphorbiaceae. Gene Ontology annotation, biological process: mRNA stabilization. The record is from RefSeq and is a predicted model, not a curated record.